This is a messenger RNA of Cryptomeria japonica (Japanese cedar), 1059 nucleotides long. RefSeq lists its product as uncharacterized. The transcript has a single exon. The coding region runs from base 1 to 1059 and encodes 352 amino acids. NCBI's taxonomy places the organism in Eukaryota, Viridiplantae, Streptophyta, Pinopsida, Cupressales, Cupressaceae. The record is from RefSeq and is a predicted model, not a curated record.
AUGACACUGGUUGGAAAAAUUUUGGGUCUUAGGCCAAAUAUUGAUAUUGUCAGGGCUUUUGAUAAACGUAAAUGGUCACUUAAAGGUCAAGUGGAGAUCACAACUAUGUCAAAAGGGGCGUUGUUUUUAGCCUUUUCAUGCAAUGAAGAUAUGUCACAAGUGAUUUGUGAUGGUCCCUGGCUGAUCGGUAAAGCACCGCUAGCUCUACAAAAAUGGGUGCCUAAGAUGAAACUUAAUGAAUCAUUUUUUGUCCAGGCUCCUGUUUGGGUUAGACUGUCGGGCCUUCCCUUAGAAUUCUCUAUGGAAGAUGUGUUUAAAGGUGUUGCUAGCUCUUUUGGUGAACUCCUCUCUAUGGACCCCAUAACUACGGCUAGAAGAAGACUUACUUUUGCAAUGAUCUAUGUCAGAGUUACGCAAGUCUCAAAUAUGCCUUUAUCCAUAGAAAUCAACUCUAGACUGGGAAAAUGGAACCAACCUCUGGAAUAUGAAAGUGUCUCUUUCGCUUCCUUUCAUUGCAAAAAAGCGGGACAUACAACAAGGAAAUGCCCUCUUCAAGUGGCCAAAGAGAAAGAAAAGAAAGAAAGGACAUUACAAUGGAAAGCAAAAAACCCUACUAAGCAACCAGAGAGCUUUGAAAAAGAGAAAAGAAAUGAAGAGGCCCAAAGUGCCAUUAUCCCUGACAUGAUAGAGCAACAAAUAGAUGUUAAUGAGGAAAACCCAGAAAUACCUUUGAAUGAUAAAGGUAAAAUGGAUCAAACAGGUAAAGAUGAUAGAGAACAACAAGAUACCAGUCAGGAGGAUCAAAAGAGUGAUAACUUGGAAGAAGGAGAGAUACAGGUGUUACAGAACAAUGAGGAAGCAAAUUCAAACCACGUUACAGAAAACACUAGCAGAGCAGGCCUCAGUAGUGACUUUGAAGAAGCCCAUAAGUGCUUGAUCCUUGGAGGGAUCUCGUUGUUAGGAUCACAACAAUCAGUAGAGAUGGUCCAAGCCACCAUCCAUCAAUCACCUACAACCUCAUUGCUUAAUGCUAAGUGGGCAAGAGGUCGACGAUGUUGA